AUGAGCUCUCCGGAUGUAAGAAAUACUGUGGUUGAGGAUUCAUACUCGACUCUCAAUUUCAAAGAGAUUAGAGUUGAAAACCAUCCUCAGGACUCCCCAGUUGUUACACCGAUACAAGUGGUGAAGCUCUAUCGUCCAGACCGACGAAAUGCCUUCACAGAACGGAUGACAGACGAGCUAGAACAUGUUUUUAAACUUUUGGAUAUGGAUCAAAGAGUCAAAUGUGUGGUUGUCACGGGUCAUGGCGAUGUCUUUUGCGCUGGAGCGGACCUAGAGACCAUGUUUCGGAAAUCAGAUGAGAAGGUCAACGAGCAUCGAGAUUCAGGUGGACGUGCAGCCUUGGCCAUUCAUCGAUGUCGCAAGCCUGUCAUCGGUGCCCUCAAUGGCGCGGCAGUCGGCAUUGGCAUCACCCUGGCUCUGCCGAUGGCCAUUCGCCUGGCACCCUGCGAUGCCAAGAUAGGCUUCGUUUUCGGAAGAAGAGGCCUCGUGAUGGAAGCUGCGUCUUCCUACUUCCUCCCACGACUCAUCGGCAUGUCGAGAGCGAUGCACCUCAUCACGACGGGGUCAACAUAUCCUGCAUCCCACCAGCUCCUCUCGGGUCUCUUUAGUGAGACGCUACAGAACGCCAGCGAUGUGCUUCCCAGAGCUCUUUCCAUUGCUCAGGACUUCGUGGACAACUGCAGCAACGUGUCCUGGCUGUUGAAUAGGGAGUUGAUGUGGCGGAACCCUGGGACAGCCGAGGGAACUCACCUGCUUGACUCGAGGAUCAUAUACGAGCUGUUUGGGUCGGUGGACAAUACUGAAGGAGUCAAGAGUUUCCUAGAAAAGAGAAAGGCCAUGUUCAAGGGGACAGUUGAGAGCGAUGUUCCACAGACGUAUCCUUGGUGGCAGCCUAUUGAUCUAGCAAGGCGGUACAAAGGCCCAAUAGUUGACGCUAAGCUGUGA
This is a messenger RNA of Ilyonectria robusta, 945 nucleotides long. RefSeq names its product enoyl-CoA hydratase/isomerase family protein. NCBI's taxonomy places the organism in Eukaryota, Fungi, Ascomycota, Sordariomycetes, Hypocreales, Nectriaceae. The record is from RefSeq and is a predicted model, not a curated record. The transcript has 2 exons. Bases 1 to 945 code for a protein of 314 amino acids.